Molecule: messenger RNA, 1415 nt
Organism: Vicugna pacos (alpaca)
Lineage: Eukaryota; Metazoa; Chordata; Mammalia; Artiodactyla; Camelidae
Gene: SYS1
Product: SYS1 golgi trafficking protein
Biological process (GO): protein localization to Golgi apparatus; Golgi to plasma membrane protein transport; Golgi to endosome transport
Cellular component (GO): Golgi membrane; trans-Golgi network
Source: RefSeq, a predicted model, not a curated record
UCGUCCUCAUGCAGACCGUCUAUUACGGCUCGUUGGGCCUUUGGCUGGCGCUGGUGGACGGGCUAGUGCGCAGCAGCCCCUCGCUGGACCAGAUAUUCGACGCCGAGAUCCUGGGCUUUUCCACCCCUCCUGGCCGGCUCUCCACGAUGUCCUUCGUCCUCAACGCCCUCACCUGUGCCCUGGGCUUGCUGUACUUCAUCCGGCGAGGGAAGCAGUGUCUGGAUUUCACUGUCACUGUCCAUUUCUUUCACCUCCUGGGCUGCUGGUUCUACAGCUCCCGUUUCCCCUCGGCGUUGACCUGGUGGUUGGUCCAGGCCGUGUGCAUUGCGCUCAUGGCUGUCAUCGGGGAGUACCUGUGCAUGCGGUCGGAGCUCAAGGAGAUCCCUCUCAACUCAGCCCCUAAGUCCAAUGUCUAGAGUCGGGUCCUUUGGACACCCUGCUGGGCACUUAAUACCCCCCUGCCCCAACACCUUGGUCUGCUCAGGCCAUCCAGAUGAGGUCCAGCCCAGGUCUGAGAGGAACCCGGGAAAUGUGAAGCCUCUGUUGGUGUGGGAGAGAGAGUGAGGCCCUGUUAAGAAGGCGGGUAGCAGUCAGGAUCACAGCUGCAAGAAGGGCCUCUGUCUGCUGAAACCUUGGUUUCUGGGAGGUCAGCGAGGGGACCUCUUUCAGAGUAAUAACAGAAUCGAAACCAUGUUACUCUUGAGCCAUCAUACCUGUCACCAGCCUGUUGUUUUAAAAAGGAAAAAAAAAUCAAGGAUAUCUGAUUGGAGCAAACCACUCUUGUAGUCAUCUGUCGUACCUCCCUGGGACAGCUGUUACCUGGGCCAUGUUGCUGAACUGCAGCUAUUCUGUCUGGAGAAACACUUGGCUUCCGGACCCAGAGCCACAGAGAGAGACGUUGGCGCAAAGUAGCAGACUGCCGACAGGGAGAGGACGGCAGAUGGAGGCAUCAAGCACAAGGAGAACGCACAGCCUGUGCCCUGCCACACGCCUGUGCGCGCACACCCAUGAACUCAUGACAGACCGUCUUCUGGUUCUCUGCUGGGUCCCCACCCUGCUGCCAGCUUUCAACUCGCGGGCUGUAGGACCCAGAGAAGAAUCCCAGCAUCGCUCCCCGUCAGACCCUCGCACUAUAGUCGCUGCCUGUUCUCUAGGGAUGACCAGGCACCCCGCCUCCCACUGGCCCUCAGUUCAGGCAAGAGUUGCCUUCUGCUGCCUGGUUUGGAGUUCCAUGGUGAGGAGGGGACGGUGGGUGCCCAGACACUGGAAGCCCAGCCUUCCAGCUUGAGGUGCACUGAUUGUGCCAAGGGAGACAGGAAUUAGCUACUAAGAUUUUUCUUUGGGGUGAAGUGUUCUCCAUGGGAGGCUUGUAGCUGCCCUACCUGUGCACAUAAAUACAGUAUUUUCCAUGGUUC